Scatophagus argus is the source of this 1962-nucleotide messenger RNA. Its product is annotated as zinc finger protein 32-like. Gene Ontology annotation, biological process: regulation of transcription by RNA polymerase II. The record is from RefSeq and is a predicted model, not a curated record. The transcript has 2 exons. The coding region runs from base 695 to 1867 and encodes 390 amino acids. Lineage: Eukaryota; Metazoa; Chordata; Actinopteri; Scatophagidae. Gene Ontology annotation, molecular function: DNA-binding transcription factor activity; RNA polymerase II cis-regulatory region sequence-specific DNA binding.
UCACAAAGUUUGCUACUUCAGUGUUUUUAGAUCUUGUUGUCAGAUAUUACUAUGGUAUACUGAAGUAUAAUUACAAGCAUUUCAUAAGUGUUAAAGUUAUUCAAAGUUAAGUAACUUAAAUACCAAAACUUAAAUUCUGAUUUAAAGGGUGGGGAAAACUGCCGUUUGAAUUUGUUUGUUUUCUCGGAGCUCUUAAAAUGUAAUAAAAUAUAUCUUCUUCAGAGUGAUUUACAUCACUUAAAGACAGAUUCCCAAACUGAGAACACUACGUUUCUGGACAUUUAUUUUGAAGGUCAGUAACUAAUCUGCCCCGGAAUUUAUCAUCUUUACGGCUGCUACAUUUAUAGUAUUUGAGCAAGAUGAUGUUAAAUAGAAAUAUGUUAGCUUUGUACCGUCGUUGUGUUGAUAAAGUGCCUCUGACAUCAGCAGUAAUGAGCCGUCAGAGCCUCCGUAUACCUGGAUAAACCUGUCUGAACGGACUUGGUGCUGUUCACCUUUUUCUGAGUGUUUGACUCCUGACUCAUCUCCCGACAGCCUGCAAAGCUACACAAGUUAUCUUAGCAUGCUAGGUGGAAACAGAGAGACGGGGGUGGCAGUUAGCAGCACAGCUCACGUCAGGGUGACUGAUUGAUGGAGAGCAAAGUGUGUUUUUGACGGAUUUGUGUGGAGAGAAAGUUUCUGUCAUUGUGUGAAAAUGUCUAAAGUCCAAAUGCUGAGCGUGUUGGUGAAGCAGCGGCUAACGGUGGCUGGCACUCCAGCAGCCGGAACAGGAGAGCGGCUGUAUUCUGGAUCUUACGACAUCCAGCAGUUGUUGGUGAGUAAAGAAGAGUUUCCAACUGAGCAGCAGGACUGGAGCUCCAGUCUGGACCAGGAGGAGCCACCAGACCCCCCACACAUUAAAGAGGAACAGGAGGAACUCUGGACCAGUCAGCAGGAAGAGCAGCUUCAGGGACUGGAGGAGGCCGAUAUCACCAAGUUCACAUUCGCUCCAGUGAAGAGAGAAGAAGAUGAUGAAGAGGACCCUCAGUCCUCACUGCUUCAUCAGAGACCAACUGAACAGGUGAAAACAGAAUCUGCUGGAGAGGACUGUGGAGGACCAGAACCAGCCAGGAGUUCAGAUCCAGAUAGACAUUUACACCCUGAUAUUGAAGACAAAACUGAAGAAUCUUCUGAACAGACUGAUGACAGUAAUGAUGACUGGAAGGAUACCAGAGAAUCUCAGUUGGGUUUAAACUCUGUGGUUAAUAAUAUAGGUAAAACUGACAAGGAGUCAUUUAUCUGCUCUGAGUGCAGUAAAACAUUUCGCCACAAGACAAAUCUGAAACGACACAUGAGAUGUCAUACAGGUGAGAAACCAUUCAGCUGCUCCUUUUGCAGCAGAAGUUUUAGCCGGAGGGAACACCUGAUCACUCAUAUGAGGUGUCACUCAGGAGAAAAACCCUUCAGCUGCUCAGUCUGUAACUCCAGUUUCAGUCAUGGUUGGUCGCUGGAUAAACAUAUGAGAGUCCACACUGGGGAGAAACCAUUUGGUUGCUCCUUUUGCACUAAAAGAUUCAGGCAGCGCUCAGAUUUGGUUGCACACUUGAGAAUUCAUACUGGAGAAAGACCUUUUUCCUGCUCAGUUUGCAAUACGAGCUUCACCCAGCGUCACACUUUGGUUCAGCACAUGAGAACCCACACUGGGCUCAAACCUUUCAUCUGCUCAGUCUGUGGGAAGAGAUUCUCACGAAAGGGUCACAUGACAAGACACAUGAUGGCUCACACUGGGGAGAAACCGUUCAGCUGCAGUGUGUGUGGCCAGAGCUUCACAUGGCAGUCACAGUUCAAAAGACAUGAGUGUGCUAGUCAGAGCAGCGGCAGUAAAUGAAAUGUGAAAGUGGCUUUGAAUUUCUUCUUCACAAUUAAAACCUAAGAUUGUUUAUCAUACAUUCAUAUAAUACAAUAAACAGCCACUGAAAAAUU